Malus domestica (apple) is the source of this 706-nucleotide messenger RNA. RefSeq names its product chaperone protein dnaJ 20, chloroplastic-like. NCBI's taxonomy places the organism in Eukaryota, Viridiplantae, Streptophyta, Magnoliopsida, Rosales, Rosaceae. Gene Ontology annotation, cellular component: chloroplast. The record is from RefSeq and is a predicted model, not a curated record.
UCUAUCUCUCUCUCUCUCUCACUCUCUCGCUCUCUCUCAAACACAAGCAUGGAAAUCUCCUUCCAAUUGCAAAGCAACAAUCCAAUGCUGCAAAAGGCAACGCCGAAGAAAAAUUCUCAUAGUAGUUAUAUGAUUCAAACUAUUUCAUGCAGAGGUGAUGGGUUAGAGAUGCAUGCAAAGAAGGCUAACUUUUAUGAGGUACUUUCUCUUGGUUCUGAAAAUAACAUAGACUUGCAUGACAUAAAGAAAGCCUACAAAAGCAUGGCUCGUCAAUUUCAUCCUGAUGUUUGUGCUCCGUCGGCAAAAGAGGAGUCUACCAGAAAAUUCAUUGAGCUUCAAAAAGCAUAUGAAACACUUUCCGACCCGGUUUCGCGUCAAAUGUAUGAUUAUCAGUUGAGUUUGGCUGACUCUUCGUUAGGGUUAGGGGUGGAGGGGUUUUGUACGGAGGUUAAGAGAUCCAUAUUUCAAAGGGAAGUGUGGGAAGAACAACUUCGUGGAUUGCAUAAAAGAUCACAAACAAGAAGGGAAAGGCGGUCCAUGCAGAAUUAAUAUUUUAUUAUAUUUGUACUGUAAUGUUUUACUAAUAUUUUCGUAGUAUCAUUUGUAAUUAUUUGUGCAAACAGGAGCAGCAGAGCUUCCUCUUUGUUGAUUUUUACUCGAAAAGGAGCUUCAUCUUCAUAUCUAAAUGAUAACAUAAGGAACAAAA